Molecule: messenger RNA, 1080 nt
Organism: Penicillium atrosanguineum
Lineage: Eukaryota; Fungi; Ascomycota; Eurotiomycetes; Eurotiales; Aspergillaceae
Exons: 5
Coding region: 1-1080 (359 amino acids)
Source: RefSeq, a predicted model, not a curated record
AUGCCCCCAGACGAUGCUCCCCGAUUCGCUUUCGUGUCCGAGAGCAAUCAAGCAGAUGCCCGAAGCCAUGCGAUGCGCGAGCAUUGGAGACAACGACACAGCCGCAACAAUAGUGGCAAGAACAAAAGGAUUCACCCAAAACUUCUACCUAGUCCGGCAUCUUCGUCUUCUGCAGGCCGAGUUCUGAAACCUCGGAAUAUUUCUAGCCGAGACCGUUCAACCCGAAGCUAUGGCUCCCAGGGAUCGCCGGCUAAGCAAUCGGAAGCUACGUCUAGCGAAAUGGAACUCAUUCGGGCUGACGGAGACAACCCGAUCGGCAUUACUCCACAGCUCUUGAAUGGAAUGAGCGAUGCUCUGUCAACUUCGAGACUUGAUCCUUUUCAGCAAUUUCCGGUGGAGUUGACACCCCUGCAUCAUAAGCUACUGCAUCACUGGAUUGGAACACAUGCUACAAUGAUGUUCGAAGACCUUGAUAUUCCAACUUUCAACCCAAUGAAGGAUGUUUGGUUCCCACUAGACCUGUCAAACGCAUCAUCCUUUAACGCUAUCAUGGCCCACUCCGCAGCUCACUUAUCCCACCUUUAUGCGGGGACAAGCCCUCAAAGAGGGACCAACUCAUCGGACGCCUUGAAGUUUAAAUCCGAGGCAGUGAGGAUACUCCAUGAGUGGCUCUCUAUUCCAGAAAAAGCUCUCAGCUAUGAUGCAUUUGCGGCUGUUAUCCGCCUUCUAACAUUUGAGAGAUACUGGGGCACGGCUGAAGAAUGGAAUAUUCACCGCACCGGUCUCCACAGAAUGAUAGAAGCUAAAGGUGGAAUCGGGGAGCUCCACGGUAACUGGCGUCUGGAGCUUGUUGUCUACCUCGUAUCUCUCAUGUCCAAGCCGUCCUGGUUCGAGUCUACAAACAACAUCUCCGAAAUCUCCGAGCCGUCCGCUAACGCCUUCUCACUCGACCCAACCCUGGAUAUCCAGAAGAUACGCUGCCUUUGGUUGAUAUCGUUCAUCCAAGACAUGCCCUUUGGCAAGCUUCCGUCGGUAAUCUGCGGCCAUUUCUACUUCACCACAUGCUGGAGUGCCAUCUAG